GCUAUAUGGUUAAAAGUUCUAUACGGUUCUGUAUAAAACUGUGGCGCUACUAACACGACGGUCAAGAUAGUCGAACUACAGGUUAUUUGUUACGGUUAUCUUUAUUAAAUUAAUUGCAAUCAUACGAUACGAUUUAAUUUUCGGAUUGCAAAAAGUGGAAAGCCUGUUUAAAUGUUAAAAAGGUGUAUACAAUCGGUAAUACGAAAAUGUUGAUGAAAGUGUUACAAGGUUCUUCCAUAGUUUCCGUUUCGAACAGUGCAAUACAAAAGAAUACCUUUCCUUUAUUUAAAAAAUGUAAUUUUUCUUCUUAUAAGAUUCCCAAUAAAAUAACACGAGAAACGGUGGUUACACCAUUUCCUCCAUUAACUAAACCUAUUCCUAAUUUACCCAAAGCAAUUUAUGCUACGGUAAAGGAGGAGCAUCAUACUACUAAAGUAACGGUUUUAUCGAAUGGGCUGAAAGUUGCUUCAGAAAAUCGGUUUGGCCAGUUUUGUACAGUAGGCGUAUUAAUUGAUUCUGGCCCUCGUUACGAAAUUGCAUAUCCUAGCGGUAUUUCUCAUUUCCUAGAAAAAUUGGCAUUUGGAUCUUCAAAAACAUAUAAGAAUAAAGAUCAGAUAAUGCUCACCCUAGAAAAACAUGGAGGCAUAUGUGAUUGUCAAGCAUCAAGGGAUACAUUUGUUUAUGCCGCGUCUGCAGAACGUCAUGGACUGGAUACAGUGGUACAGAUUUUAGGUGACAUCGUGUUAAGGCCUCAAAUUGCGCAAGAGGAGGUAAAUGCGGCUAGACAAAUGAUUCAGUUUGAAUUGGAGUCUUUACUUACAAGGCCAGAGCAAGAACCGAUUCUCAUGGAUAUGAUUCAUGCUGCUGCUUAUAGAAACAAUACUCUUGGUCUUCCAAAGAUUUGUCCAAAAGAAAAUAUUAAUUUAAUAGAUAGAAAAAUAUUACUUGAAUAUUUAAGACAUCAUUAUACACCGAACAGAAUGGUAGUGGCUGGUGUUGGUGUAGAGCAUGAAGAUCUUGUUUUAGCAGUUCAAAAAUAUUUUGUUGACGAAAAAUCUAUUUGGGAAGAAGAACAACAGUGGACGAAAGAAAAUUUUGCAGGGAAACCUAAAAAUACAGUUGAUGCGUCAAUUGCUCAGUAUACAGGAGGUUACAUAUUAGAAGAAUGUAAUGUACCUGUCUAUGCAGGACCAAGUGGUUUACCAGAAUUAUCGCAUGUAGUGAUAGGUUUGGAGGGCUGUUCUCAUCAGGACUCAGAUUUUGUAGCUAUGUGUGUUUUAAAUAUGAUGAUGGGUGGUGGAAAUAGCUUCAGUGCUGGAGGUCCAGGGAAGGGCAUGUAUACCCGAUUAUACACAAACGUACUUAACAGAUACCAUUGGUUAUAUAGCGCAACUGCAUAUAACCACGCGUAUGCCGACACCGGUCUGUUCUACAUUCAUGCAUCCUGUACGCCGUCUCAUGUUAAAGAUAUGGUAGAAGUAGUUGUACACGAAAUGGUUACUAUGGCAAGCAGCAUUAUGGACAGUGAACUAGCAAGGGCCAAGAAGCAACUACAGUCUAUGUUACUUAUGAAUUUGGAACAAAGGCCAGUUGUGUUUGAAGAUAUUGGAAGACAAGUUUUAGCCACUGGUUCCAGAAAACUACCAGAAUAUUUCAUACAAGCAAUUGAUAGGAUAUCGAAAGACGAUAUAAAAAGUGUAGCGCGUCGAUUACUUAAAUCGCCACCUAGUGUAGCAGCUCGAGGAGAAGUAAGAACCGUUCCUUCCAUUGGGGAUAUUCAAGCUGGAUUGGUUGACGAACAAGGCCGAUUACCUGGCUCUCGUAGUAAAUUAUCGCUUUUUCGUUGAUGUUCGCGAAAACUUUUUAUUUAAUUUAAUUUAUUUGUAUUAAUGGAAAUGAACCCACUGUACGUAUAUAUAAAAAGUAAAGAUAAACAGACAAAAUUAAUAACAUGUAUAAAAACAAAAAUUAAUCGAUCGACAAAUUGAAGAAAGUGAGGUAGUUAUAAUGUCUAGGUAUCAUCAUGUAAAAAGCUGUCCUGGAAUUUGCAAAUAAAAUAAGAAAAAAGCUUU
This is a messenger RNA of Megachile rotundata (alfalfa leafcutting bee), 2072 nucleotides long. RefSeq names its product mitochondrial-processing peptidase subunit alpha. Gene Ontology annotation, cellular component: mitochondrion. NCBI's taxonomy places the organism in Eukaryota, Metazoa, Arthropoda, Insecta, Hymenoptera, Megachilidae. The record is from RefSeq and is a predicted model, not a curated record. Gene Ontology annotation, molecular function: metalloendopeptidase activity; metal ion binding.